Molecule: messenger RNA, 5885 nt
Organism: Psammomys obesus (fat sand rat)
Lineage: Eukaryota; Metazoa; Chordata; Mammalia; Rodentia; Muridae
Gene: Nid1
Product: nidogen 1
Exons: 20
Coding region: 37-3759 (1240 amino acids)
Biological process (GO): cell-matrix adhesion
Molecular function (GO): calcium ion binding
Source: RefSeq, a predicted model, not a curated record
GGAGCCGCCGGGGUUGCGGGUCCACAGUUGGGAAACAUGCUGGACGCGAGCGGUCGGAGCCGGCCGGCGUGGACGUGGGCGCUGCUCCUGCAGCUGCUGCUGGCGGGGUCCGGAGGUUGCCUGAGUCGCCAGGAGCUCUUCCCCUUCGGCCCCGAGCAGGGGGACCUAGAGCUGGAGGCCGGCGACGACGUGGUGUCCCCCUCCCUGGAACUGAUCGGAGAGUUGAGCUUCUACGAUCGCUCGGACAUCACGUCGGUCUAUGUCACCACAAACGGCAUCAUCGCCACGAGCGAACCCCCAGCCGGGGAAUCCCACCCUGGAACCUUCCCGCCCAGCUUCGGCUCGGUGGCGCCUUUCCUGGCUGACUUGGACACAACAGAUGGCCUGGGGAAUGUGUAUUAUCGAGAAGACUUGUCCCCCUUCAUCAUUCAGAUGGCAGCGGAGUAUGUCCAGAGAGGCUUCCCAGAGGUCUCUUUCCAGCCCACUAGCGUGGUGGUUGUCACUUGGGAAUCUGUGGCCCCCUAUGGAGGGCCCAGUGAGAGCACCGCCCAGGAAGGCAAGAGAAACACCUUCCAGGCUGUUCUGGCCUCCUCGAAUUCCAGCUCCUAUGCCAUUUUCCUUUAUCCUGAAGACGGUCUACAGUUCUUUUCAACAUUCUCAAAGAAGGAUGAAAGCCAAGUGCCAGCCAUGGUUGGCUUCAGCCAAGGUUUAGUGGGAACUCUAUGGACGAGCGAUGGAGCCUAUAACAUAUUUGCCAACGACAGGGAAUCAGUUGAAAAUUUGGCCAAGAGCAGCAAUGCUGGGCACCAGGGUGUAUGGGUGUUUGAGAUUGGGAGUCCCGCUACUGCCAAGGGCGUGGUGCCUGCAGAUGUGAACCUGGACCUGGAUGACGAUGGAGACUACGAGGACGAAGACUACGAGCUAGCAUCCCCUCGUCUGGGCCUGGAGGAUGUAGUCACCCAAAGUCCCAGAGGGGGAAACUCUGACCCACACAAUGUGCCCAGGGUCCUCUCUCCUGGCUAUGAGGCUACAGAGAGACCCCAUGGAGCCCCCACUGAGAGGACCAGAUCUUUCCAAUUGCCAGCGGAGAGGUUCCCCCAGCAGCACCCCCAGGUCAUUGAUGUGGAUGAAGUAGAAGAAACAGGAGUUGUAUUCACCUACAACACAGGCUCCCAGCAGACGUGUGCCAACAAUCGACACCAGUGCUCCGUGCAUGCGGAGUGCAGGGACUAUGCUACUGGCUUCUGCUGCAGGUGUGUGGCCAACUACACGGGCAACGGCAGGCAGUGCGUGGCAGAAGGCUCCCCUCAGCGGGUCAACGGCAAGGUGAAGGGAAGGAUCUUCGUGGGGAGCAGCCAGGUCCCUGUGGUGUUUGAGAACACUGACCUACACUCCUACGUGGUGAUGAACCACGGGCGCUCUUACACAGCCAUCAGCACCAUCCCCGAAACCGUCGGCUAUUCUCUGCUUCCCCUGGCACCCAUCGGAGGCAUCAUCGGAUGGAUGUUUGCAGUGGAGCAGGAUGGGUUCAAGAACGGAUUUAGCAUCACUGGGGGUGAGUUCACCCGCCAAGCUGAGGUGAGCUUUGUGGGGCACCCAGGCAAGCUGGUCCUGAAGCAGCAGUUCAGUGGGAUCGAUGAGCAUGGCCACCUAACCAUCAACACAGAGCUGGAGGGCCGAGUGCCUCACAUCCCCCAUGGUUCCUCGGUGCACAUUGAGCCCUACACGGAGCUGUACCACUACUCCAGCUCAGUGAUCACCUCCUCCUCCACCCGGGAAUACACGGUGACUGAGCCUGAUCGGGAUGGCGACGCACCCUCCCGCACCCAUGUUUACCAGUGGCGUCAGACCAUCACCUUCCAGGAGUGUGUCCAUGAUAACUCCAGGCCAGCCCUGCCCAGCACCCAGCAGCUCUCUGUGGACAGCGUGUUUGUCCUGUACAACCAGGAGGAGAGGAUCUUGCGCUAUGCCCUCAGCAACUCCAUUGGGCCUGUGAGGGAUGGCUCCCCUGACGCCCUCCAGAACCCAUGCUACAUCGGCACACACGGGUGCGACAGCAACGCGGCUUGUCGCCCUGGCUCCGGGACACAGUUCACCUGCGAAUGCUCUGUCGGCUUCCGAGGAGAUGGGCGGACCUGCUACGAUAUCGAUGAAUGUGCCGAGCAGCCUUCCCGGUGCGGGAACCACGCAGUCUGCAACAACCUCCCAGGAACCUUCCGGUGUGAGUGCGUCGAGGGCUACCACUUCUCAGACAGGGGAGUGUGCGUGGCUGUCGUGGAUCAGCGGCCCAUCAACUACUGUGAAACCGGUCUCCACAACUGUGAUAUCCCCCAGCGGGCCCAGUGCAUCUAUAUGGGUGGCUCCUCCUACACCUGUUCCUGCCUGCCUGGCUUCUCUGGGGAUGGCAGAGCCUGCCAAGACGUGGAUGAAUGCCAGCUCAGCCGAUGUCACCCUGAUGCUGUCUGCUACAACACACCAGGAUCCUUCACAUGCCAGUGCAAGCCUGGCUAUCAGGGGGAUGGCUUCCGAUGUGUGCCAGGGGAGGUGGGGAAGACGCGGUGUCAGCUGGAACGCGAGCACAUCCUGGGAGCGGCCGGGGCGGCGGAUGCGCAGCGGCCCGUGCUGCUGGGAACGUUCGUACCCCAGUGUGAUGAGGACGGGCACUACGCGCCCACCCAGUGCCACCACAGCACUGGCUACUGCUGGUGUGUGGACCGCGACGGUCGGGAGCUGGAGGGUACCCGCACCCCGCCUGGGAUGAGACCCCCGUGUCUGAGUACAGUGGCUCCCCCUAUUCACCAAGGACCCGUAGUACCUACAGCCGUCAUCCCCCUGCCCCCAGGGACACACUUACUCUUUGCCCAGACUGGGAAGAUUGAACGCCUACCCCUGGAGAGAAACACCAUGAAGAAGACUGAAGCCAAGGCCUUUCUCCACAUCCCUGCAAAAGUCAUCAUCGGACUGGCCUUUGACUGCGUGGACAAAGUGGUUUACUGGACAGACAUCAGCGAACCUUCCAUUGGGAGAGCCAGCCUACACGGAGGAGAGCCAACCACCAUCAUUCGACAAGAUCUUGGAAGCCCUGAAGGCAUUGCCCUUGACCAUCUUGGCCGAACUAUCUUCUGGACGGACUCUCACUUGGAUCGAAUAGAGGUCGCAAAGAUGGAUGGCACGCAGCGCCGAGUGCUGUUUGACACCGGGUUGGUGAAUCCCAGAGGCAUCGUGACAGACCCCAUAAGAGGGAACCUCUACUGGACAGAUUGGAACAGAGAUAAUCCCAAAAUUGAGACUUCUUACAUGGACGGCACCAACCGGAGGAUUCUGGCGCAGGACAACCUGGGCUUGCCCAACGGCCUGACCUUUGAUGCAUUCUCAUCUCAGCUCUGCUGGGUAGAUGCAGGCACCCAUAGGGCAGAAUGCCUGAACCCGGCUCAGCCUGGCAGACGCAAGGUUCUCGAAGGCCUCCAGUACCCUUUCGCUGUGACAAGCUAUGGGAAGAAUUUGUACUACACAGACUGGAAGACGAAUUCAGUGAUCGCCAUGGACCUUGCUAUAUCCAAAGAGAUGGAUACCUUCCACCCCCAUAAGCAGACCCGGCUAUACGGCAUCACCAUUGCCCUGUCCCAGUGUCCCCAAGGCCACAACUACUGCUCAGUGAACAAUGGUGGCUGUACGCACCUCUGCUUGCCCACGCCAGGAAGCAGGACCUGCCGGUGUCCCGAUAACACCCUGGGAGUUGACUGCAUUGAAAGGAAAUGAUGACCAGAAUGCCUUGCUCCCUCUCCAAGUAUUUCACAGCAACACCCUACUUGAAAUGACUCGAUUCAGACAGAAAGUUGUCCUGCCGUGGAGUGACCAAUAGGCCCAUGUGUACCGAGCUUGAACCCCCACAACUUCACCUCAAUCUUCUAAAACAGUCACUCUUAGCUCAGUAGUGGAAAAAUCUCUACAUGAGGGCAGGACACAAACCACCCACCCACACACACACACACACACACACACACACACACUAACCCCAGUCUGCAGAUAAGAUUAUAAAGUUCUGGGUAAAAAGCCAAGGGUGGUGAUGUAUGCCUGUAACCUUGGGAGGUAGAGGCAGGAGGAUCAGUUGUUAAAGGCCAAUGUUGUCUAUGUAGCAGGGUUCAACAGCCUGGAUUACAUGAGACCCUUUUUCAAAAAAGAAAGAAAAUUCAGGGUGAAAAGCAUGUGUCCAUUCUAGAGCUGUAGAACCGUUUCCUAAUCUUAGACUCCUCCAUGUUAAGUAGACCCCCACAGACCUAAGCAGGCUACUUCCCUGAGGCAUUACAAGCUCAGCUGUUACUCUGAGGUGCCUCAGAUCUAGUCAAUUUCCCAACAACCCAUCCAGGUCCAGCUUAGCCAGGUAAUGAGUCAUAUUUUCUCUCUUGGUACUGGAACCUCUGUCUUUGUGCUCCUAUCUACCUACUCUCCUGUUCUAUACCUCUACACCCGCCUAAGACUCUGGUUUUAAUGCAUGCUCUGCCAUGUGAUCAAAGCCCAACCAUAUCUAGGAAUUCAUGACAUUUGGUGGAUGGUAAAAAAGAAGCCCCUCCCAGAUUAAAAAAAAAAAUUCUGGUAUUUCAACAGUGGCCACUGUUAAUCAAGUGGGUAGGUCAAGGAAAUGUCCUAGGAGAGGAAUUUGAAAAUGUGGAGUCAGGAUGUUUGAGGAUAGGGGAUUAUUAUUUUGAUGUGUCUUGAACUGCAGCAAAUUCUUCCUCUUUGCCAAAGUACCUGUAUUAGCAUCCUGUCUAUGAUGCCAUGCGAGUCUUCACCUCCACUCUUAGCACUAGUUCCCAAGUCUUCUCAUGGAGAGGCGUCUGGGGCCCAGGCUGGGGUAGGACUUAGAGUAAUGGCCCAUCACAGUCCCUCACCUUUAGAACUGUACCUUUGUUUCUCCUCUGUGGCCCUUUUUGACUAGAUCCUCAUCUGAAGACCCAAUCGAGGAAGAUCUAAUUGGGCAUUUCUACCAGUGGUUCAGACCCUUAUUUGGCCAUUGGUAUAGUUUCAAGGGACCUACUGCCUUUCAUAUUUCUGUCUAGAGUUUGUUUCAAAAAUAUCCCCUGACCAUAUGCAUAGCUACUGUUUUAUCUGUCUGUCUAUUUAUCUAUCUCUUUUUUAACUGCUUCCUAGACACUUAAGCAUUAGAAAUUUUGGAUUGAAAGUCAGGAAUUAGAAUUCAGCACAUUGUAGGCUAAGGGCAUAGACAAGACUCAGUGAGAACUAUCAGGAAGUAAUGGAUAUGGAUGGAGAACAGGAAAUGGAAACCUCAGGAGGAAAUGGGGGGAGGGGCUUAAAGGGAGCUAAGACUAAAAGCCUUAAAUAACUUCAGAGGGAAAAAAAUGACACAUUUUUCAGAAGAAUGAUUAUCCUUAAAGACAUAAAAGUACCUGCCUGAUGCUUUUCUUAGGGAACAGAGGCCCCUGCCUCCUUUUCUUCUAGCUUCGUCACACUCAGCCUCCAACCCCAUCUCUUUCUACCUCCUCUUCAAUCUGCUUAGAUUGGGCUAGAAACCUAAAUUGGGAGGGAGCCUUUACUUAAAUAAUUGGAAUUUAAAUCGCAAGGUUUAGGGAACCUAUGAAUCUUCUGUGCAACCUCAUAAAGUAGCCUCAGUUUUGGGGUGUUUGGGGAGGGGGAUCAUUUUUAUGAUGCCCUCUCUGUCAUGUUCCUCAUGAUAUCCACCUUUUAUAACUUUUAUUCAUUUUACUAGAUUUCUUCUAAAAUGUUUUACAUGGUAAAUUCUCAAACUGUGGAAACCACUGAAGGUGCUUUAUUAAUGGUUCUGCAAAUGUAUACAAGUGUGGAUGAUUCCUCGAGUUUACAGCUGUACCAGUAUUAGUGCAGAAAAUUAAAAAAAAAACCUGUUAAAA